AUGGCUUUCCUUUUCAAAUCAAAGAAACACCAGGACAGGGCACUGGCAGGAGGUCGCGAUGGUCCAAACAGUUCUCAGGGGUCGGUGCAGAGCCCCGAUGCUCGAUCCCGCGUCGUCAGGGAAGAGAAGGGCCCAACGCACAGGUCAACACCAACAGGCAGCCUGAACUCGAUCGACAACGAUGCUAGCAAUGCGAGUCCAGACCAGGGCUUCAAUCCUGGCCCACCACGUCGGGCACAAACAGGUGAUCCGCCUGCCCAGGCGCCGCCCGACACGCAACAACAGUUUCGAAACGGUCCCUCUCCACCAAACCCCAACUCGUCGCUGUACCCAUGGUCGCAACGGAAACUGAACUUUACUUCGUCCCACCCCGGGCCCUUUCCCCGUUAUGGCGCAGCUGCCAACGCUAUGUCGUCGAAAGAAGGCGACAUGUACGUCAUGGGCGGCUUGAUAAACAGUUCCACUGUUAAAGGUGACCUUUGGAUGAUCGAGGCUGGUGGCAGUUUGUCAUGCUAUCCACUCGCUACGACCGCCGAAGGGCCAGGGCCAAGGGUUGGGCAUGCCAGUCUGCUUGUUGGCAACGCCUUCAUCGUCUACGGCGGCGAUACCAAGAUUGAAGAGAAUGACUCCCUCGACGAGACCUUGUAUCUAUUGAACACAUGGUCAAAGAUAUUCAUUUUCGGAGGCCAAGUCGAGGGCAUUUUCAUGAAUGAUCUGGCGGCUUUUGACCUGAACCAGCUUCAGAUGGCUAACAAUCGAUGGGAACUGCUUAUUAUGAACAGCGAUAGCGGUGGUCCACCCCCGGGCAAGAUCCCGCCUGCGAGGACGAAUCACACCAUGGUGACAUUCAAUGAUAAGAUGUACCUCUUCGGUGGUACAAAUGGCUUCCAAUGGUUUAAUGAUGUCUGGGUAUACGACCCUGCAUCCAACUCGUGGUCACAAUUGGACUGCAUAGGAUACAUACCUGUGCCUCGUGAGGGACAUGCUGCUGCCCUGGUCGACGACGUUAUGUACAUCUUUGGGGGUCGGACUGAAGAAGGAGCUGACUUGGGUGAUUUGGCCGCCUUCCGAAUCAGCUCUCGCCGGUGGUACACCUUCCAGAACAUGGGCCCGUCUCCGUCGCCUCGAUCGGGCCAUUCGAUGACAACUGUUGGCAAGACCGUGGUGGUUGUUGGCGGAGAGCCGAGCCAAGCCGCACCUCCAGUCAAUGACCUCUCCCUCAUUUACUUGUUGGAUACGACAAAAAUUCGCUACCCUAGCGACUCACAGAUUCAGUCACAGUCACAGAGGGCUCCUGGACAACGGCGCCCAAGCAUGGCCGAGUCGCCCUCGUCUUACGGUCGUUUGCCCUCCCGUGACGGCUCGCAAGGGCCGCCAGGGCAAGGGAGACUGAUGGGCGCGCCCAAGAAAAACGCCGCUCUCAACAGUCCCAGGGGCAUGGGCACUCCCGAGGGGGGUCUCGUCAACGGCCAACCUGGUCCAGGCUCUCGUGGCCCCAGGGGUCCACCGCCUGUUACUCUACCACCAAGCGGGCCCCCGCCGCAGGGCCAGCCACCAAGACCAACCGUCAACACUGGGGCAGGCGCAAGACAGGGCAGGAAUGCAUCUUUGGAAAGGAACGAACUGACAGGAGUUGCGCCAGGCCCGAGCGGUCAGAAUCAGUCGCCAGUCUCGCAACAGAAGGACGUGGAGAGUCCUAUCGUGAAUGGACGCCGAACACCGACAGCUCAGACGGCCAAACCUGGCCCGGGAAGUGACACUGCGCCUGCAGAAACACCGAAGGCUGCGCGCAGUGCACGCCAGCGGGGACAAGGCUCUGUCGAUAGUACGACAGAGCCGAAUCUGAAAAAUAUGGUGGCUUCACCCGCUUCUAGGUCUGCUGCACCUGCUGCAGCCCCGGUCACGAAACCUGAACCAGCAUCCGCUCCUGUACGCCCAGCGUCACCCCCGCCGCCAACGCGACAGGCCAGCAACCCCAUUUCUCGAAGGUCGUCCAUGCGAAAUUCUCAGACAGUGGCAAUUCUCAAAGAGCUUGAUGCAGCACGCAACAGGAAUGCAUGGUACGCAUCGGAGCUGGAGCUGGCGCGGAAAGCCGGAUAUUCCCCGAACGCUUCCUUGAGCCCAACCCUUGAUAGCCGAGCGGCUGAGACAUUUGAUGAGGACGACAGACCCCUCAUCGAGGCACUCUUGACCAUGCGAACGGAGGUGGCUAAUGUGCAGGCAUCUCUCGACAAGCAGGCUGUGCUUGCCGCCAAACACAUUGCGGAAGCAGAGAAGCAAAGAGACGCAGCCAUCCAGGAGGCUGUCCAUGCCAAGGCCAAGUUAGCAGGACAUCUAGGCAGUGCAGCCAAUUCACCCCACCUCGACAACGAACGUGAAGAAGAUGAACGCUCGAACGAACUGGGCCGAAAGCUUGCUACUGCGCUCAAUGCUCAAAGGGAAUUGCAAAACGCUCUGGAUCGGAUGUCUUCAGAAGUCGAGUCUGAGAGGCGUGCGCGCAAGAUCGCAGACGAUACCGUAUCCGCUGCAGAGAAGCGCAUGGCCGCUCUCGAAGCAUACAAACAGCAAAGCUCAUCCGAGCUCGAGCAACUUAAGGCUGAGCUGCACCUGGUGCAGCGAGAAGCACGGGAGCAAUCUGUCCUCGCGCACGAGUCACAAGCAGCCCUGCAAUUGCUGCAAGCCGAAAAGACGAAGUUUGAGAACCAGUACCAGGAGGCGGUUGGAAGCUCCAGGGACCACAGUGAGACGAUGGAGUCCCUGCGGGAUGCCAUCGCUGCUUCAGCGGAAACCAAGGCUGUCUUGGAAACGAAGCUCGACGAAGAAAGGGCGCUGCGGGAGAAGGUCGAGAACAAGCUGACGAAGUUGAAGGCUGAGCAUGAGGCCCGGACUGGUGAGCUUGUCACGGCCACGCAGCGCCUGAGAGACGCGGAGGAAAUCGCCGAACGCCAUGCGAACGAGGCACGAACACAUCGCCAAGCGCUCCUGUCCGGCCUCGACAAGAUCUCCACGAGAGACGUCUCGGCGCCAAACAAGUCAGAGCACGACCGCUCCGCAGCGCUCCAGGGUCAGCUGGAUGCCGCAAAUGCCCUGGUAAAGAGGUAUCAACAGGAGGCGGACACUGCAUCGGAUAGAUUGCGAGCUGCAGAAGAGCGGAUCGCCGGCCUGGAGGCAUACCAAGAGCAAGCGAGCAGGGAAGGCGUGACCAUCCGGAGACAGCUGCAGGCUGCUCUUCGCGAGACUCAGUCUCUGCAGGCUACGAACUCGGACCUCAAGCACCAGCUUGCUGGCCAGCAGCUCGAGGCCAAUGCCAUAACGGUGCAGCACAAUACGCUCAAGGACAUACUCGUUGAGAGGGGAAUCAGCCCAACAAGCGCGGGGCGGACUCGCUCGAUGGCGAGCCCCCGGGAGGGUUCUCCAGAACUCUCCCGACUACGUGAACUGGAAAAGCAACUGGCUGCAUCCAUGGCAGCCCAUGAGGAGACCAAGCAGACAAUGUCGUCGCAGGCCCAAGGGUCAGAGGUCGCCUAUCGGGAGAAACUGACACAGCUUGAGAACGACUAUCAAUCUGCCGUGCAUUAUGUCAAGGGAACUGAGAAGAUGCUCAAACAGCUCAAGGAGCAGCUGGCGAGAUACAAGACGGAGAAUACUCGGCUGAAAGAAGAACUAGCAGAUAUUGAGGAAAAGGGCACAUCAUCAGGCGAUGUGCCGGCAGAUUGGGAGUCGGAGCGUAGGCAGCUGCACAGGAAGGUCGAGGCGCUUCAGGAGGAGAUAAGAACUUCGCAGGAGCAACUUGAAGAGCAACUGCAACACGUGCAGCAACAGCUGGCUGAGACCCGGCAGGCCCAAGAAGAGGCGUCCAAGAACAGCGAAGAGGCCAACACCCGCUUGUUGGCCAGCCGCAAAGACCUGGAACAACUGCAGCAGGAGAAUGCACUCCUCGAGCAACGGGCUCACGACGCAGAGACAAAGGUCUCUAUGCUGCUGGAUCAAGUCGAGACCUCUGUGGGCAACUACCGCCGGCAGAGCCGGCAGGUCCCGAGUAUUGCUUCUGCGGAACAGAUCGCGCCAGCCCUGCAAAAGGCCCCGUCUACCACCAGCUCGACAACAAACGGGGGAGGACACGCACGAGCAGGGAGUUCCGACUCGACAUCGGUUUACGAGACCAUGGGCGACGCUCGCAACAGUGCUGCGCUGGACAACCUAGCCAACGAGCUGGAGACGUUGCGGAGUCACUGGGAGGCGACGAACAAGAACUAUCGUUUGAGCAACACGUUUGACUUCGAGAUGCCUGCGUCUGGGCCUGCCAUCUCGUCCACAGGAGCAAGUGCGGUGGUGGACGACAAAGAGAAGGAAGCGCCUGAAGACGACGGGGAUGACUGA
Molecule: messenger RNA, 4380 nt
Organism: Diaporthe citri
Lineage: Eukaryota; Fungi; Ascomycota; Sordariomycetes; Diaporthales; Diaporthaceae
Exons: 5
Coding region: 1-4380 (1459 amino acids)
Molecular function (GO): protein binding
Source: RefSeq, a predicted model, not a curated record